This is a messenger RNA of Neoarius graeffei (lesser salmon catfish), 7049 nucleotides long. RefSeq names its product protein rapunzel-like. The record is from RefSeq and is a predicted model, not a curated record. Lineage: Eukaryota; Metazoa; Chordata; Actinopteri; Siluriformes; Ariidae. The transcript is spliced from 3 exons. Bases 4363 to 5547 code for a protein of 394 amino acids.
UGCUUAUUGUUAGGCUAGGCUACUGCUCCUUCCCAUCCUCUGUCCUCCUGUUACCCCUCCUCCCCCCCAGAGAGGAGUUGUACAGUCUGAUGGUGUGAGGGACAAAGGAGUUUUUGAGUCUGUUCGUCCUGCACUUGGGAAGGAGCAUUCUGUCACUGAACAGGCUCUUCUGGUUGCUGAUGACGGUUUGCAGAGGGUGACUGGCAUCGUCCAUGAUGUUCAAUAGUUUGUCCAUAGACCUCUUCUCUGCCACCGUCACCAGAAAGUCCAGCUUCAUGCCAACCACAGAGCCAGCCUGCCUGAUCAGUUUGUCCAGCCUGGAUGUGUCCUUCUUGGAUUUGCUGCCCCCCCAGCACACCACGGUGUAAAACAGGACACUGGCGACCACAGACUGAUAGAACAUCCACAGGAGUUUCCUGCAGAUGUUUAAAGACCGCAGCCUCCUAAGGAAGUAUAGCCUGCUCUGUCCCUUCCUGUAUAAGUGAUUGGUGUUGCAAGUCCAGUCCAGCUUGCUGUCCAGCCACAGCCCGAGAUACUUGUAGGAAUCCACAGCCUCCACCUCGACUCCCUCGAUCAGAACUGGUCGUGACCUUGGUCUGGACCUCCCAAAGUCAAUGACCAGCUCCUUGGUCUUCGAGAUGUUGAGCUGCAGAUGGUUCCUGUUGCACCACACAGCAAAGUCCCUCACCAGGCUCCUAUACUCCUCCUCUCUGUCAUCACUGAUACACCCAACAAUGGCUGUGUCAUCGGCAAACUUCUGAAUGUGACACAGCUCCGAGUUGUAGCAAAAGUCCGUGGUGUACAGGGUGAAGAGAAGAGGGGCCAGCACCAUGCCCUGGGGUGCUCCGGUGCUGCUAAUUACAGUGUCAGACGUGAUGUCCUUCAGCCUGAUGUACUGCAGCCUGUCAGUGAGGUAGCUGGAGAUCCAGGUGACCAGGCAGGCGUCCACUCGCAUCCUGUUCAGUUUGUCCUGAAGCAAUAGGGGCUGGAUGGUGUUGAAGGCACUCGAGAAGUCCAAGAAGAGGAUCCUCACUGUGCCAUUUCCCUUAUCCAGAUGCGAGUGGGCUUGGUGUAGCAGGUAGAGGAUGGUGUCUUCCACACCAACACCUGCCCGGUACGCAAACUGCAGACAGUCCUGGGCAUGCUGUACCUGGGGUCUGAGGAGGCUGAGGAAGAACCGCUCCAACGUCUUCAUCAGAUGUGAAGUGAGUGCCACCGGUCGGAAGUCAUUCAGCUCGCUGGGCCGAUUCUUUUUGGGAACUAGAAUGAUACAUGAUGUCUUCCAGAGGGUUGGCACUCUCCCCAGCUGCAGGUUGAAGUUGAAGAUGCGGUGGCUUUCUUGAAGGUAACUGAUGCAACCGGGAAUUGUGAAGUUGGCUUUGUUAUGGGGAAGGCAAAGCUCAUGCCACGGCCUGAACAAACUAUCCCCAGAUUAGAACUUUGUGCUGCCGUGCUAGCAGUCGAGCUUGCUGAACUGGUCUCAGAAGAGCUGGAUAUUCAGCUGAACAACACUCACUUCUAUACAGACAGUAAAGUUGUUCUGGGGUAUUAUAUUUACAACGAGACCAGACGCUUUUAUGUCUAUGUGGGCAAUCGAGUGACUUGGAUUAGGAGGUUCUCAUGAGCUGAUCAGUGGCAUUAUGUGUCCACUAACCAGAACCCUGCGGAUCACGCAACAUGAUCUGUUCCUGCACAUCAACUUAUGCUCACUAACUGAUUCACUGGCCCAAAAUUCCUGCUCAACCACACUGACUCACGAGGUUCUUGUCACCUUUAUGGCAAAGGUAUCUGCUAUUAUAAAUGCACGGCCCCUCGUUCCAGUGUUGACAAAUCCUUCUGACCCAUUCAUACUCUCCCCAGCUGCUCUCCUCACACAGAAGGUCAACCCUCUCUCAGCCCCUGCUGGCAACUUUGUUUUCUCUGAUCUCUAUAAGUACCAGUGGCGACAAGUCCAGCAUCUCACCAAUACCUUCUGGGACAACUGGAGACGACAGUUUCUCUCAACAGUCUAGUCAACCAAAUGUGAACCUUGGGAGUGUUGUUGUUCUGAAAGACGUUCAGUCCCCAAGAAAUGAGUGGCCUCUUGGACUUGUAACCAAGGUGUUUCCCAGCAAAGAUGGUAAAGUAUGCACUGUGGAGAUAAAAGUGGCUAGGCCAGAUGAAACCAAGCUCUUUACCAGACCUGUCACAGAACUGGCUGUCCUUGUCCCCCCAGAGCCAUAGAGACUGGAAGUAUUGUUUGUGUUUCAUAAAAGAGUGGCAUCAAUUUACGCCAGGCGGGGAGUGUUCUGUUUUAGUUGUAAAAAGCACUUGAUGUAGUUUAUUUCAUUGUAUUUUACUUAAACAAGAGUAUAAGGGAUACUCUAUAUAUAAUAUACACUGCCACUGGCUGACUCUCUUUGGUACAGCAGGUAAGGUUUUGUUAAUUUUGUAUGGGAAACUUUAUUCAGGAAGUGUUGAAGUGUUGACAUAAUAACAGAGUGGAGACAUUUGGCAGAGUAUGUGCAUGGUUAGUCAUUCCUGCAUACAUCUGUUUGAGGUUGCAUCGUCGGUAUGUAUGGUUAUUGUGUUUAUAUGCCUUUUACUGACAUGUUUUGUCAUUCUUGUGGUAAAUUAAACAUUAUUUGCUCAUUAGAAAUAUAUUUCAGUUAGCACCUUUGUUUAGCAUGCUGUUUUCAGUAGCCAUGCUAUUUUUUGGUUAAGAUGGUGUGCUAGUAUUAUGCGUGGUAAUUUGAAAUGUUUAGUAUAUAUGUAUGUAGCUACAUUGCUAACAGGAGUGACAGCACGUCUGCUGCAUCUGACUGACUGGGAGGUCACGCAAAGCUCGGAGAGGUACGGAGCAGCUCGUCUCAAUUCAGAUAAGAGCAUAUUUCAUUAUGGAAGUACGGUGGACUGUUCCUUUAAUAAUCCAGGAACAGCACUCAGGACUAGCCUUUUAUUUUAUUAAUGUUAUUUAACAUUUGCCCUCUCCUUCUGUUUAAUACUUAUAUUUAAAAUUUUGAGCAUAUAACUUUUCCCCCUCCCCCCCAACGUAUUGUAUAGUGUUUCUAUAUUUUAUAUAUUUUUAUUAUAGUGUUUUUAUUUUCUAAUCUGUUGACUGAGAGAGCCCUGCACAAAAAUUCCAAUGUGUCUGAACUGUUGGUUUAUGCACAAAUGGCAAAUAAAAAAACCUUGAACAGCUCUGACGUGUUCCUGGUGGCUCCUUUCAUCUGGGGAGUAUAUCAGGAUAUCAUCUAUAUAAGCGAUGGCAUAUCUACCCAGCAUGUCCCGUAGCACGUCGUUUAUUAGGCACUGGAACACACUAGGAGCCGAAGAAAGGCCAUAAGGCAUUACCCGGUACUCAAAAUGGCUGGCGGUAGUGCCGAACGCAGUCUUCCAUUCAUCACUCUUCUUUAUCCUGAUCAGAUUAUAUGUGCUGUGUAGGUCAAGUUUGGAGAAGAUCUUCACAGACCUGAGUUGCUCCAAAGCUGCCAGAACAAGGGGAAGAAGAUAAGGAUAUUUAACGAAGACCUGGUUUAGACCUCUGUAAUCGAUGCAAAGUCUUAGUCCACCACCUCGUUUCUCCAUGAUAAAAGAAACCGACAGAUGCAGGAGACUUGGAAGGACUCCUUGCUUGAGGGCCUCCUGAAUAUAGUCCUCCAUGGCAGUGUAUUCCUUUUGGGAUGGGGUAUGAAUAUGACCACAUGGCGGUGACAUCCCUGGCAGCAGGUUGAUUGCACAGUCAUAAGGCCGGUGUGGUGGUAGCCCACAGGCCUUCCCCUUGCUAAAGACCUCCGAAAGGUCCCUAUAACAUUCAGGAACAUUGUCCAUGGAGUCUGGUUGUGGAUUUUCCACUGAGGUGGAAGAUAUCUUGACUUGGGGGCAAGAGAGUAUUACUUAGGGGGGUAUGUAUUUAUUUAUUUAUGGGCUUGCACUUUAUCAACUCUGCUGUAUGGAUGCUGUAAGGCCCCUUUUGUCGCCCCUCCAGGUGACCGGCUGGUUCGGAUGCCGGCAAGGAGGAGAAGGUGCAGCUGGGAUCAGCGGGCUCUCGUGCACUGGCUUAAUCUUUGAGACGUGGAAGGUGGGGUGCACUCCCAUAGACUUGGGCAGUCGGAGCCGGACAGCAGACUGGCUGAUUAUCCUCUGGAUCGGGAAUGGUCCGACGAACCGAGGUGCCAGCUUACAAGACUCCACCUGGAGGGGCAGGUUCUUGGCAGACAACUACACCUUCUGGCCCACCCGAUGCAUCAUUCCUCAGCUGAUGCUUUAACAUCACCACACGACUUAAUCUGGAAAACUUGAGGGACAUUUUGGUGAAUUUGGUUGGAACAUUUACCCAAAGGCUCCUCUUGAAGAAUUUGUGAAUCUUCAUCAUUUCCAGCCAUGCCCAAUCCACUGGAGAAAGUGGUGGCACAGAAGAAGGAGGCAAUCGAGGCUGUCAUGGAGCUGUUCGAGAGAGGAGCUGAAGUCUUGGCAAGCACGGUUGGAGAGAUUUUUCCCCUGUGCGAAGCUGCUGCUCCAGUCCUCAAGCUAGCUUUGGACAAUGUUGAGAGUAAGGAGGUGUCCUAUGUCAAGGAGCAGUUCCUAGUCGUGAGGAAUAGGCUUGACGUGAUCUCAUCCCAGCUCAAAGACAUCAACCAUGAGAUACAGAAAGGACGUGUUGAUUCACAGUACUUUUCCGUGGAGGAGAACCUACGCAACCAGUUCCGCAAAUAUCUUGACAUCUUGGAAGCCAAGCCCCAGUUUCAGGAGGUCAAAAGGCGUUUGUUCUUGGAUCAUUUUAGCAAGACGGGAGGAGAGAGGAACCUCUAUGUGCUGUACGAUGCCAUGAUGGGCACAAACACUUUCGGAGAGUCCAUCCUGGAUGUGGUGGAGAGAUAUGAGGCUAGGAACAGAAGAGUCCUUGAAGAUUUCUGUGUCCGGAUGAAGGAACUCUUCUGCCUGGGGCUGAUUGUCUUGCUAGGUCACUGUGCCCUCACUCAAGGGGAGGAUAUGGAGCAGGAGAAGAUCUCUGAAUGGAGCAAGAGAAUCCAAGAGGUCGAGACCAAGAUGAAGGCAGUCAUUGAAGAAUGUGUGAAUUCAUUUGCAGAGCAGGCCCAUCUGGAUGUCCAGAGGCUGGUCCAGGAGAAAGGGGGAGGGAGUCUCCAAGACACUGCCCAGGAGCUGCUCAGUUUCCUGGUGAGAAAAUAUGAUUGGGUCAGGUGGUCUGUCCGCAUUAUUAACCACUCAGGAAGCAGCUACCGCAACUGGCGUGCCGGAGACAACUUCCAGCAUGUUUUAGGACAGAACUGGUUUGAUGUGCUGCAGGUAAACGACACCAAUGUAGUCGUGUCCUACUGCAGUAAUCCACAGCCUGUUCCCAAGGAUAACAUCCAGCAGUUGAUGGAUGGUCCUGCUAAAAAGGGAGAUGCCAAAGCUGUGGUAGAGAAUCUGGAGAAACAGCUGUCUGGUUUUAUGGUCCAUGCUGUCAGCCGUCAUAAACAGAGCUUUGCAGCUUGGAACUUCCCUGAAGACUGCCAUUAUUGGGAGAGACAUAAGAAUGUGGCCAUCUGUGUGCAUUCAGAUUAGCAACAAGACCAAUAGAUGAAACUACAUGCCUUAUUGAUUGAUUUGUGUUCAUUAUACAUUUGACACUUUUAAUCAUGUGUGUAAAAACAUAGCAUUUAGCCAGAUAUGAUUGUAUAUGGGGGCGGCACGGUGGUGUAGUGGUUAGCGCUGUCGCCUCACAGCAAGAAGGUCCUGGGUUCGAGCCCUGGGGCCGGCGAGGGCCUUUCUGUGUGGAGUUUGCAUGUUCUCCCCGUGUCCGCAUGGGUUUCCUCCGGGUGCUCCGGUUUCCUCCACAGUCCAAAGACAUGCAGGUUAGGUUAACUGGUGACUCUAAAUUGACCGUAGGUGUGAGUGUGAGUGUGAAUGGUUGUCUGUGUCUAUGUGUCAGCCCUGUGAUGACCUGGCGACUUGUCCAGGGUGUACCCCGCCUUUCGCCCAUAGUCAGCUGGGAUAGGCUCCAGAUUGCCUGCGACCCUGUAGAAGGAUAAAGCGGCUAGAGAUAAUGAGAUGAGAGAUGAGAUGAGAUGAUCGUAUAUGCCAUUCCAACAGAUUUAGCCUACCUUCUUUACUCAGCUUACAUUCAUAAUGCUAAUCACUGUCUUGUCUUAAUACCAAAGUCAUAAUCUACAUGUUUGUAAUUAACCACAGCAUGCACUUUGGCAUUUCUUUAGCUGCCCCUGAUAAAUACAAGAUUUCUUGAAGAUCUGAGUCUAAAUCUGGAGAGGAAACCAUUCGUGCUAUUUUAAUCGUAAAAUGGCAUCCUAGUGCUACAUCUGAGAAUCAAGAGCACCAUGUAGUGCAACAAGUUAGGGAACAAAAUUCAUGGUACUAGUGUAGCAGUACUUCAGAUUGGUCUUGAUCAUAAGACCAGUCUUGAGACCACUUUUUGAAGGUUUCGGUCUUGUCUUGGAAUCAAGGGCAUUUUUACUUAGUCUUGUCUCAGUCUCAGACAUGGAGGACUUGGGAUUUUAUUUCAAGACCAAGCAAGACCACAACUAUGGGGAUUUCACUAAAUUGCCUGUGCAUUGUUUGAUUUAUUUGUUAACUGUGAUUGGAUGUAAAACUUCAUGCUUCAAAUGCAACUAAUAAUGUGACUCAUUGCUAAUUUGAAAUUUUUUUUUUUAUUGAUAAAUGGCUGUCACCCCUCCCCCGCACUGUCACACCCACUGCUCAGGUCCUGGUCUCAACUUGGUCUCGCCUUGCCUUGAUCUUACUCUUAACCCCUCAAAGUCUGGGUCUUGUCUUGAUCUCGAUACACUCUGGUCUUGGUCAUGACUUGGUCUUGGUUUAGAUGGUCUUGUCUACAAUACUACAUGGUACUAGUAAAUCAUGAUGUAGUCACAAUAAAUCACAUGCCUUGCCAUUUGCCCAUUACCCACUAUAAUACAAGCCACCUAGUCUCAGCAUCAGUCUCUUUAUGUGCACUUUUCUGGCCACAAGCUUCAGCAUCUUGGAAUCAGCUCUCUGUUCUCACAUGUAUCUUAAAGCUCUGGUUUCUGAAAAGAAAAUAAACUCUUGAACAU